AUGAGCCCUUCAUCGAUGGACCCCGGUGAACGUCACACAUACUACAUGAUUCUGGGCAUCACUCGCAAACUCCUACAGGAACAGGCGGCGGAGCCUCAGCAGAUCAUCAAACGGGCCUAUCACCGCGCCCUCCUCCAAAACCACCCUGACAAAUAUAAGAAAGUCCAGACACUGAACACCACAUCGGUAACAUCCCACGCUGGCAACACCGCCUUUACAAUCGACCAAAUUUCUACGGCCUACAAGGUCCUCUCGGACCCAAGGUCAAGAGCAGAUUACGAUAGGUCCCUCGACCUCGCGCCCAACAACCAAGGUCCCAAGCGCGGCGAGCAGACCUUCCAGACCGGCGUAGAGAACGUCGACCUCGACGACCUUGAAUUUGACGAGAGCGGCGGUCCGGACGCCGAUUGCUGGUACCGCAGCUGCCGCUGUGGAAACCCACGGGGAUUCCUGUUCACGGAGGCGGACCUGGAGGAGGCUGGCGAGAACGGCGAGCUUCUUGUGGGCUGUCAGGACUGCAGUCUCUGGAUGAAGGUCCACUUCGCCAUAGUCUUGGACGAUUCAUGA
Messenger RNA from Colletotrichum graminicola M1.001, 567 nucleotides. RefSeq names its product CSL zinc finger. The transcript has a single exon. Gene Ontology annotation, biological process: protein histidyl modification to diphthamide. The record is from RefSeq and is a predicted model, not a curated record. Bases 1 to 567 code for a protein of 188 amino acids. NCBI's taxonomy places the organism in Eukaryota, Fungi, Ascomycota, Sordariomycetes, Glomerellales, Glomerellaceae. Gene Ontology annotation, molecular function: metal ion binding.